Molecule: messenger RNA, 1338 nt
Organism: Hansenula anomala
Lineage: Eukaryota; Fungi; Ascomycota; Saccharomycetes; Phaffomycetales; Wickerhamomycetaceae
Product: SANT/Myb-like DNA-binding domain-containing protein
Exons: 1
Coding region: 1-1338 (445 amino acids)
Source: RefSeq, a predicted model, not a curated record
AUGUCACAGAUAUCGUCGUCUCCAGGCGCAGACGUCAAACUAACUAGAGUGUUUUCAAGAACACCUUCCUCUUGGGACCCUCAAGAUGACCUUCUGCUGCGUCAUUUGAAAGAACAGCAAAAAUUAGGUUGGAAAGAGAUCGCGUCCCAUUUUGCUCAUAGAACUCCAAACGCGUGUCAGUUUAGAUGGAGAAGAUUAAGAUCUGGUUCUUUGAAGAAUAGUACAAAUAGUCCUACACCGACAAGUGGUGCCAAUACUCCAAACUCUAGUGGUGUUGCCGCUUCGAAUUCAAUUGCAGCUGUUUCAUCAAAUGAACAAGAUUCUUCUUCAAAUUCAGCUUCACCACCACCAGUUGCAUCUUCAGGACAACAUCUUGUCACCAAAUUCUCAUCAAUACCAAAUAAGAAUAACUCAUCCUCUCCCAAGUUGAAAGAAGCUAAAAAGACACAGCCUAUUAACGUUCCGGUUUAUAAUCAAUGGACUUUUCAUUCCUCGAAUUUAUCAUCUACAAAUUUGACAUCAUCGAAAACAAGUUCAAAUUUCAAAGAUUCUCCAGAUCCAUUAUCUUCAAGUUUAAUCUCUUUACAUUCAGAUUCUGAUGAUAUUGAAGAUGAUGAUGAAGACAGUGAUGAUAAGAUUAAUACAAGUGCAGUGUUAUUAGACUCAACAAUCACAAUAACGAAGGAUAACUCACCAAGCAAUUGGACAAUGGAGGAAGAUGAAUUGUUAAUAACAAGAAGAAGAAGAGCCCUAAGUUUUGCAGAGUUGAGUAUAUUAUUACCAAGUCGAACAGAAGAUGAGAUUUGGUCAAGAAUUGAUCAAUUAGAUAAAAAAACCAAGACAAAGAGAUCGAAUUCUUCAAGAUCUCAUAGUCAUCCUCAUCCAUUACAUACACCAUCUCAUCAAUCUCCAAAACCAAGCUCAUUCACAAGAUCAUAUUCUUCUUCAUCACAAACUUCAAUCUCAUCAAAUAAUCCAUUAUUAUCAUCAUCAACAUCCAAUUCAACUUCAAAUUUCUUUUUAACUCAAGAUUCAACAAGAUCGAAAUCAUUCUCCUACAUCACACCAUAUAUCCAAUCAACAGAUCGUUACAACCUGAGAAAAAACUCAAUAACGAAUUCAAUCCAAGAAUCAAGUCGAACUAGAUCAAAUUCUUUCCUUCAACAACCACAUCAACAAUCCACAACGACUCGUUCUUCAAUAAUUUCAAAUGAACGAUCUUUGAAAAGGGAUGAUUCGGUAUCAAGUACCGAUUUAGAUGAACAUGAUCAAGGACUUAAAAUUGAACCAAAAUUACCCCCGUUAGGCUCAAUAUUCAAUGACUUAUAUACAAGAUGA